This is a messenger RNA of Oikopleura dioica, 411 nucleotides long. The record is from the annotation of a GenBank genome assembly. NCBI's taxonomy places the organism in Eukaryota, Metazoa, Chordata, Appendicularia, Copelata, Oikopleuridae.
AUGGUCAAGUUUAUCAAGCCCGGAAAGGUCGUCAUCCUCCUCGCUGGCCGAUACGCCGGACGAAAGGCCCUCAUUGUCAAACAACAGGACGAUGGUGUCCAGGACCGACAAUACGGCCACGCCCUCGUCGCCGGUAUCGCCCGAUACCCACGAAAAGUGACCAAGGACAUGGGCAAGAAGCGCAUCACCAAGCGAUGCCGAAUCAAGCCCUUUGUGAAGGUCGUCAACUACAACCACCUUAUGCCCACCCGAUACUCCGUCGAUGUUCCCCUCAACAAGUCUGUCGUCAACAAGGAGGGCAUCAAGGACAAGGCUGGCAAACGAAAGGCCAUCGAGUCCGUCAAGCUCCAGUUCGAGGAACGAUACAAGACCGGCAAGAACAAGUGGUUCUUCCAGAAGCUCCGAUUCUAA